UGAACCAGAUACAGACGCGCGCAGAUCUCGGCCACGCCCUCUGCGCGCCUGUGAUUGGUGUACACCUGUGCGCGAGCAGAAACAGCACCGGGGCGAGGUGAGGGUGUCCCGGCUGAGCUGCUGCGACGCGCCCUUAACAGCUGGACAUGAACCCGUGCAGAAAUCCACACAGGGUCGAGUAGGACUUUUGAAAUCUGGCGUCUCAGGAUGAUGCGUUUCCUGUUGCUGUUCAGCCGUCAGGGGAAACUGCGGCUGCAGAAAUGGUUCACGGCUCUCAGCGAUCGUGACAAGAAGAAGAUCAUAAGGGACGUCACACAGAUGGUGCUGGCGAGACCGCCAAAGGCCUGCAACUUCCUGCAGUGGAGGGAUCUGAAGAUCGUCUACAGAAGGUAUGCGAGUCUGUAUUUCUGCUGUGGUUUGGAAGAAGAGGACAAUGAGCUGCUCACGCUGGAGCUUCUGCACAGAUACGUCGAGCUGCUGGAUCAGUACUUUGGCAAUGUGUGUGAAUUAGACAUCAUUUUUAACUUUGAGAAGGCUUACUUUAUCCUGGAUGAGUUUGUCAUUGGUGGAGAGGUGCAGGAAACAUCCAAAGCAUCUGUGGCCAAAUCAAUGGAGGAAUCAGAUUCUCUUCAGGAGACAAUGGAGGAGUAUGUAAACAAACCAACAUACUGAAGGAACAUCUUCAGAUAAUCACAGCCAUUAUCUCAGUCUUCAAAGACAAAA
Megalobrama amblycephala (Wuchang bream) is the source of this 723-nucleotide messenger RNA. RefSeq names its product adaptor related protein complex 1 subunit sigma 3a (gene ap1s3a). The transcript is spliced from 5 exons. Gene Ontology annotation, cellular component: intracellular membrane-bounded organelle; AP-1 adaptor complex; membrane coat. Gene Ontology annotation, biological process: intracellular protein transport; vesicle-mediated transport. Gene Ontology annotation, molecular function: clathrin-cargo adaptor activity. NCBI's taxonomy places the organism in Eukaryota, Metazoa, Chordata, Actinopteri, Cypriniformes, Xenocyprididae. The coding region runs from base 208 to 672 and encodes 154 amino acids. The record is from RefSeq and is a predicted model, not a curated record.